GCAAUAGGGGGAUUGGAGGCGACGCUGCAUGUGUUUUCUUAUUUACGUCGAGUGAAGGUGUUAGUGCGAGGGCGAGAAAAUCAUAGGCUUUGAAGCUUACUAUGAGAAAUGUCGACGUUGCUUUUCCUUUCUGCAAAAUAAGCUGGUCAAGCAAAAAGUAAAUCAAGGUCAUUCAUCUUCUGAAAAGCAAACUGACUGUUUGCUUGAGCUACGUACUCUCUAUUGAAAGCGGCCGGCACUGCCCAUGAUAGAGAGGCUGGAUUAAGAAGAAUAGCUGGAGUUAUAUUCCCGCUAUGGAUUUUUCUGUAAAUAUGAUGGACAAUGGACGGGGCAGUCUCUCUGGACAAGUUGUUACCAGCAUGGGCAUUGCUUAUGCACCUCACAUCACAUCAGCUCAGUUGCAGCAACAGUCUUUAUCUAACGGCACACUUUCUGCACAUCAAAUUGUCUCUGCAUCUCAUCAGCAUUUGCAGCAGCAAGUUGCUGUUACUGCUGCUCAGGCUCAGCGCUUAACGCUACAGCAACAGCAGCAAGUGGCUGCUCAGCAACAGGCAGCAGCACAACAGCAAGCUGCUGCUGCUGUAGCUGCGGCUCAAGCUCAGCAACAACAGCAGCAGCAGCACCAUCACCAUCAUCAUCAUCACACCGCUGAUAACUCUUCGCUUAGCCAUGCUGCAGAAAUAAAAGUUCAGGAGUUGAGUAAAGAAGAACCUCAAAGUGGGGCAUUCACACCGCCUCCACGUGUGGACUCUGUAGGAUCUUGCACCCCUCAUGCCGACGUGCAACUGGAAAAAGGGACCGACACAACUGAUAUGGAGGCUAUAAUCAAAGUUGAGAUAAGAGGUUACUUGCCUGGCAUUACUCCAGGCAUCUCUGAGAAGGACAAAAACAGUAUUAUUCAACUGCACUUUACAUCCGUACCUGAACUAUUGCAAUACUUUUCACGGGGUGCCAUCACCCAACAAAUAGAUGCAUUAAAUUUUCUCAAUCCUGAAAUAGUACGAAAUCUUAAUCCUGAUCUAGUCAGGAAUCAUUUUUUGUAUGUACCGAGCAGUCAAGAAUCAGUUCGUGUUUCUUCAAAUGGCUUCAGCUCAUCGUCAAGUUCACCCAAUGGCACCCAAACUCUGGGCAACUCAUCUGCCACUAGCAUGUCAUCAGCUGCUGCUUCAGCGACUGUUGCUGCCAACACAAUACAAUUGCCCAUCGGCGGAGGCAAGAUCAUGGUCAAGCAUGAGCGUAAACGAGGUGAACUACCUCCAGGUACCAUCAUCCACAAAACUCCAGUUGAUGCCAAUGCUGGAAACGUUUUUGUUUGCUGGAUAUGUGGGUUAGAUCUGCAAAAAAGUUUACAAUUCGAGGAACACAUGGUGGAUCAGCACAGCGUUGACAAGCCCUAUCGUUGCGAAGAUUGUGGGGUAACUUUCAAAAGAAAAGCGCAUCUCGAUCGGCAUCGUCGUAUACAUUUACCCACUCGGCCGUACCAGUGCGGAGUUUGCGGCAAAGGUUUCACACGUAAUGAGCACGUGCGAAGGCAUGCCUUCACGCAUACUGGUGAGAAGACUCCUUUCUUUUGUCCUAUAUGCUGUAAGAAAUUUACGAAAAUACAUUUGUUUGAUAAGCAUAUGGAGGAGCAGCACCCAUUGGCACCCCCUAGUGAGUGUUCUAUUUAUGUAAAUAACAAGGAGAACAACUUGAAUCAGGGUGAGUACAGCGAUCUAAUUGAUCACAAUCAAACGGCCAAGACGAAUAGUUGUUAUCUUUCGUCAGAAGUGGUCCCGAAUCGUUCACAUCUCACUCAGAAUGAUUUCCCGAGCAAUGUUGUUGAUGCUUCUCUCACAUCUAUCGAUAUUCGGUCAUCUAAUAAUGUGCCCUUUCAUAAUACGCUUAAUGCAGGUCAUUAUUCUUAUGGUAGCAAAACUCUGGAUUUUCGUGUUGUUUCAAGCCUAGGUGAUGUAAAUGAAACUGAAAUGCAUUAUUCAACUCAAGUCUGUGAGUCCACUGCUAACUAUGUUGAAGAAGCACACCCAGCUGCAAACCCAUGUACUGAUCUCAACAAUCCUCGAAAACGUCAAAAACUUUCAAGCGCGCUGAGUAUUGUCAAUAACGCUUCAAAGCAUACCACUCCUCUGCCGAGUAACGUAAGUAGUAAAACAGAAGAAGCUUACCUUAUAGCGCGCAGUAUUAGCAACGAAGCUCACCCAAUUGCUCCAUCGCGUAGCGUUGGUAUUGAUGCAGGAAGAAACCACGCGUUUCCCGUUUCGCGACUUAUUGGCAGUGUUGCAGAAGAAGGUUUGGGUCCCGCUGCCCGCUGUCUUGAUAGUAAUGAGGGCCGUAAAGUAGCUUCUCUGUCCUUGAAGGCUGCUAAAACAGAUCAUAACUUACAUUCAACAUCAGUCACUGGUGACAUUUCCAACGCUAAGCCAGGUUAUGAAUUGACGGACGAAUCGCAUGGUGUUUUUUCACACCAUCAAAAUCCAAAGCGUUAUGUUGGUAUCUCGAUCAAUGAUCCUAUUCAGGAGCAUCGCGUGGCUCCUAACGAAACUACUUACAAGUCUUCACAAGGAAAAGUCAGUAGAUCUGGUAUUGCCUCUGACGAUUACCAGGAAAUUGAACAACGUUCUACUGCUCUUGCAAUUAGUGGUAGCGCAAAUGCCCCUAAAAACCGUUCGCGAAGAACAAAUUCUCAUAAAACCACUGUGAGCUCCGCUAAAGUUGUGAAAGAAUCGCAUGACUUAUCAUUCAAUGUGUCGGGUUUUAGUAAUGAAAUCACUCCCACUUCCCACAAUUUUUUACAGCGCCGAGCAAGCGACAAGCGGAAAAUCAGUUGCAGUAUCAACCCUAGUCGCGAAGCAAAUGAAGAUUCCGAAGCCUCUAAAGCUGCAGGGCUCAGUAAUGCUCGCAAUAAAACUUGUACAGAUGAUACUAAAACGGAAGUAGAGCCUUCUGUCGAGAGGGUUUUUUUCACGCAAUCUCAUAUGCUAACGAUCCCUCCGGGAAUGACGGAGGAGGAGUUAAAUGCGCAAAUUACCCGCUUGUACGGUAUAACAAGUGUAGAACACGCGAACUCCUCUCUCGGUAAUGACGCUUCUUCUGUACUUGCGUCCGAUAGUCAGUUUAUAGGCAUAGAUUUGCCAUAUGAUCAAAAAGAAUCGUCAGAAUGUGGAGAGGAUGCUUUUAACGACCGUGAGAGAACUCAACUCGUUAGUAAGAACAACUCUUGCAACUCGGAACUAGCUACCGUUUCUUCUGCUGAAAAUUCAUGUAAUUCUGAAAUUAGAGAUGCAAAUGUGCCUACCACUCUAAUGCUAACGUUGAGUACAAAUACGGCGGUUCCAUCAACUUCCGUUGACCCUGAGAAUACAUCUGAGAAUGAACCCCAAAUGCAGGACGUGGAUGAGAAGCAUCCCGCUCUCCAUGUUUACUCUAUGAAUGGCGAUCUUCUUUGUACCGUUCCUCCUCAGUCUCCCAAUGAUGAGGCAAACUUUUUUGAUGCUGCUCAUGAUGUGUUGAUGGUGGAGCAACACCGGCAUCAAAACUACAUGCCUGCUGGGGAUGGAGAUGACGAAAAGGAAAGUUCAAACCUGCAACUGAGCCGUGGGGAAAAGUCGCGUCUAGACGACACAAUGAGGCUCAAAGACGAGUCCAAUAAGGAAGACGGACUGGGAACCCUCCUGCUACAGACAAGUGGAGGGAACAGUCGCGUUGUUACCAUCAACCAGACGGUUGGUGGAGCAGGCUCGCCUGUCUCCAUAAUCCAGAAUGGCGGAGGACACAACGGCGGCGCUCUGUCGGGCGUUCUUGUGAACGGCACGUCGGCUGUUGCGGUGCAAGUGACAGGAGGUGUGGCGACACAGUCCGGUGGCACAGUACUCCACACUCCACCCACCAUCGUCAGUAUCGCCACACCCUCUCCACAACAACAACUACAGCACGUCCAGCAGCAACAACAUCAUAACGGGUCAUCAAGCAACGGUUCCUCGAGUACGUCGUCCGGUCGUCGCGGCGAGUCCCGUUCGCAUAAUGGCGAGCCCGUAGCACGUCCAUACCAGUGCGGCGUUUGCGGUAAAGCUUUUAUUCGGAAUGAGCAUUUGAGGCGACACGUGCUCACGCACUCGGGGGAGAAGCCGUACUCGUGCACGCAGUGUAGCAAGUCUUUCUCACGGCGGGAACAUCUUACCAAGCAUGUGCGGGCUCAUAACAAACAAAACGGAGUGGCUAUUUCUUCUGACGUGCAGCAACAGAAUACCGUAACAAACAUUCAACAACAACAACAGCAGCUGGGAAGUAACACCCCUUCGUCUAGCAGCACCCCUACGCCUCUUCACCUGGGCAACACCUCAAUCCAGGUGGUCGGGACAGGAGUUGCGGUGGAGGGAUUAACACACGGAGGGGCGGUCGUAGCGCAGACGAGUAUGGCGCAAGGUGGUGGCGGUUUAUCCUCAGUAGUGGCGAGCGGAGGCAACGGAUCUCACGGGACGGUCGUAGCAACGCACACCCUGCACGGCACGCCGGUGUCACACACGCAUCUCAGUGGAACUCCCGCCUACAUCCCCAUGUACUCAUUGCUCACCGAGGUCGUGCAGUAGCUUGCUGAAUGUGGCACAGCUUAUGGACUUCCUUUGCCACGCGGUAUUUUCAGUUAUGUGUUUUAUUAGUAUAGUUCUUCUCCUACUUCAUGUAUGUGAUUCUUGCUUUCCAAAAAGAGAGCUAAUGUCCUUCUUAUUUAGAUGCAGUUUGUCUCGUCUUGUUUAUUGACAAUUUUCUUCCGCCGUUAGCAUUUCUCGUGAUGUCGUCUGCUGGUAAACAUUUAAAUUUUUGGUUCGUCAAAAUAUUGUUUACUUUCGUUCGGGAUCGAUAAUGCUUUUUGUUUAACCUUGCAUGGCAUAUCUUAUUGUUGAAAAUUCUCACAAUUCCAACUAUUCGUGAAUUGCUUGCCAGAAACAUGGUGCCAUAUAGGGUUAACGGUUGUUACAUUUAAAAGCCCCUUCACUGAAUUCUGAGUAACUUUUGACAUCCUGUGUUUGGAAAUAGACUUUUUAAUAUUAUGUGACGCUUAAUUAAGUCUGAAUAUUGUGUUUUAAUUGAUCUUUAAUUGGUGAUUUAUUUACAGAAAUAUUUAAUUUCCUCUUCACAUUUUGUACUUUAUUCAAAUUAUAGACCGCGCGUCACUUGAAAAUUUUGUGGUAUUCCUUGAAUGGCGAUUAUUAGUGACAGAAGUUUUUUUGCGCCUUAGUUCGUGUUACCUUUAUAUAUUGCUUAUUCUUCUCACCGAAUUAUAUACCUCCUUAGAAGAGACUAGCGAGAAUUUUGUCGAUUGCUAUCGUGACUUGAUGGUCACGAUUUGUUUUAAACAAAGUCCACCAAACUGUGAAUUGAGAACGUGAGCAGAACCGAGCUUAAAAGAUAUUCGAAUGUAUGGCAUUGAAUUUGUAUUGUUUAAUGUAAUUUGUUGUGUUUUUAAUACAUUCGUUGUUAUAAAUUCCGGGCGUUGCUGGACUGCGCCACGUGUUUCAACAAUUUUUUGUCUUCUGUCGAACAUAUUAGCUUUCAUGAUGGAUUUCACGUAGUCAAGUCUCAUUGUGCUGAUAAUGAUAUCUCUCUUCCUAUGAAUUUAGCUCGUGUUCCUUUUUUGUGCUAGGAGUGUAUACUACCUACUUCAAUUAAUAUGGUCAAACUGGAAAUGAUCGCUCGUGUGAUGCUUUGGAUCAAGCUUUACCCUUGAUAUUAUAUUCCUUAAUUUUCGUCCGGACCUUCAUUCCUCGUGUUACGCAACUAGUCAUUAAUUACUUUAAUUCUAGAUUUGUCCACGAUUUUUCGAUUUGUGCUUAUGCGGUCAGCCGAUGUGAGUUGACUGAGCUUUCAGUUGUUCAUUGAACGAAUUUUGUUCCUAAUUUUUCACAACCCAUAUGAAGAUUUUGCCAAAAUGCUUUCUAUUUUAAAGCGUGCAAAAUUGUCUCAUUUUAUUGUACUAGGUAGUUUUUUGAGGCAAAGAACGUACUACCCUUCAGUUGAAUUUUUGGUUGUACUUAAAAUGAAGGUAAUUAUGUAUUUGAAAUUAUGUUCGUUCAUUUGGAAGUAAAAAUUUCCAGAUUGAUUUAGUUCCCGAUAGCGGUUUUCAUUGUUUACGUUGGAGAUCUUGGGAUGUAUAACGAAGGUUGGAUGAAGUGGAUGAAGAGUACAAGCUUGCGGUUGUUUGCUUUGCAGGUGGUCAUGUAGAGACCGUUCGCUGGUCGCACUUAUACGUAGGCUGCUACGUAAGCAGAAAACAAUCUGUCGUACAAUUAGCUGUAAUUUCAUUUUAAUGUAAAUACUAGCCUAAGUAGACAUUGUCUUCUCAUUGAAUGUUCUAAGUAGCAGGAAGUGAAGGCCUGUGUUCUUUCUUUAUGUUAAAUCAAAUGGAGCCCGUUUUCCCAUCGUUGAUCUUGCAGGUGACACAAGAUAAUAUAACUGUCGAGGUGGCUUCUCCGGCAUUAAAUUUCAGGUUUUCCAUAUCAUUAACGCCUCGUCCUGUGCUGCUCUCUUUCAUUCCCCUUUCUUUAUCAUCGUUUGUAUAUAUGAGCAGGUUUUUGUAUAUUGUUGAAAAUAUUUUUAUUAAUAUUUCUUUGUAAAAAAUAGCACUCGUGUCCUGAGGAGAAGUCCAUCGUGACACUAAAACAUUAUAUACGGAUUGGCGGCUGUUUGUAUGUAUGGAAACUUUCUCACCAGUAUAAUUUUAUGCAGGCGUUAUGGUAGGGAACUGGAGACGAAUUUUACCUCGUGUAAAUAUUGUAUUUGGUUGGAGCGCUGCAGUACGAACUGCAGGCUCCCUCGUGCGAAGAAAGUCUGUUCUCGAUUUGUAUUUUCUCGCCCACAAACGUCGUUGGACUUCGAAUUUGCUUUUUAUCGCAAGAAUAAAUCGAUUUCAAUUGGUACGAAAAUAAACUGCAACAUGCGAGACUUUGAACAAGGGGGAAAAGCAUACCGUAGAUUAUGUGAUGAAGUGUUCAAUCGAUUAAAUUUUCGAUAAUUACAGCGACUUACAAUACGCAUUAUUUCGUUCAUUAAGUUAUGUCUCAACUUCAGUGCAGCCGCAGUUAAACGUAUUAAGACGCUUCUAGGCAAAACGCGCUCUGCAAAGAUCUUCAUGUUCGCCUGAUAUACAUGUCAAAAUUGAAACUAUAGGUUCACAAAUUAAUAUUUUAAGAUUUUUUUUUUCGUAUUUGGUAUUUUAUGCGCGAAAUAUGAACUUGUUCCAUUUAUGGCUCGUUUAGUAAUGUGCUGUUGGGAGGUUCCCAGUUCGUGGCGGUUCCUUAGUCGGAAACUGCGUUCGUACCAAAGUUAUGAAGUGUUAGGCUUCGUGUCGAUAUUGUUAUCAUUGCUGUGUAUAGAUCCCGUCAAAUUCGGCUAUCGUCCAAAGUUUGUGUUGUAUUUUACAAAGAUAAUAUUAUGAAUAGAUGAAAUUCUUGAA
Molecule: messenger RNA, 7447 nt
Organism: Hyalella azteca
Lineage: Eukaryota; Metazoa; Arthropoda; Malacostraca; Amphipoda; Hyalellidae
Product: zinc finger protein 184
Exons: 3
Coding region: 294-4586 (1430 amino acids)
Biological process (GO): regulation of transcription by RNA polymerase II
Molecular function (GO): RNA polymerase II cis-regulatory region sequence-specific DNA binding; DNA-binding transcription factor activity
Source: RefSeq, a predicted model, not a curated record